GGUGAGGGUGAGGUAGGUAUGAGAACGGUGGCGGUCAUUGCCACCACAGCCGGUCUUACUCUUUUACUAAUUCUUGACUUAAUUCGACGAAACAGACGGAACCUUUUUACAAAAUCGAUUAUUUUGACAGGACACCUGGCCUCUAAGCCACCAGCCGGUUGAAGACACAUCGAUGGCCAAACGCAGCCGCGACUUCGUCGUCGAUGAGGAACGAGCCCGACUAGCAGUCAAUUCAAUCCUUCCUCACGAUGAGGAUUCAGAAGACUAUCAGACCCACAAGAAACAGCGGAAGGAGAGCGAUGAAGAGAGUCCGGAUCACAACCCUAGGUUUGGAUCGGAUGUACCUGAAGAUGAUCAAUAUCAUCGAAUAAAGCAAGAAAGUGACGAAGAGGCUUCAAAUCUCAAAAAUUACGAGUCUGACAUACCCAAAGAUGGCCAGCAUGUAACCAAGCAAAAUCUCCAUGAAGAUGUUAGUAGUGACUCUAGACAAUAUGAAAAACCUAAAUUCUAUCAAGAUUCUGAAGCAGAAUCAGAUCUGAAAGGGAAGAAUGUAAAGAAUGAAAUCUCUGCCGAAGCAUCAACAUCCAAUUCAACACCCCCUUCAAAAGAAACGUUGUGUGAUGUAGUUGCUGCACAUUAUAACAAUGUACCUGAGUCUGGACUGGAUGAGCGUAGCAGGAGCCGUAUUUUACAUCUUCGAAAUUUCAACAAUUGGAUCAAAAGCAUGUUGAUAGAUGAGUUUGUACAAAAGGUCCGGGAAACAAAGCCCAGAGGGUCAAGUCUUAAAGUUCUGGACAUGGGCUGUGGGAAAGGAGGUGAUUUGUUUAAGUGGCGUCAAGGAAAGAUAACACAUCUUGUGUGUACUGAUAUUGCUGCUACAUCAGUUGAACAAUGCAAGGAGCGCUACAAUGAUGUGAAACAGCGGGCACAACGAGAGAGAAAUUUUGCACCAAUAUUUUCAGCAGAGUUUAUUGUAGCUAACUGCACCAAGGAGCGCCUGCGCGAACGGUACAGUGAUGUGACAAUGCAAUUGGAUCUGGUGAGUUGCCAAUUUGCAUUUCACUAUUGCUUUGAAAGCUUACCUCAAGCGGAAUGUAUGAUGCGUAACGCCGCAGAAUGUUUAAGACCAGGUGGUUAUUUCUUUGGUACCUGCCCCAAUGCAAAUGCUAUAGUGUCAAGAGCCCGUAAAGCUGGAGGCAGACAAUUUGGCAAUGAUGUGUAUUCUGUGGAAUUUGAGACUCCUUUAGAUGAAGAACAGCCUCCACCAAUCUUUGGAGCAAAAUACAACUUCCAUAUGGAAGGGGUUGUAGACUGUCCAGAAUUCUUGGUACAUUUCCCAACUUUCAUAAGAUUAGCAUCAAGAUUUGGUUUAGAUUUUGUAGUUUGUGAACCUUUUCAAUCUUUUUUUGACCGAAUGAAAGAAAAUGGGCGAGGACUCCUUGGCAAAAUGCAGGCUUUGGAAACAUACCCACCAUUUCCUGACCAAACCUUGAUGGGCCCAUUGUCCCAGUAUGAACAUGCUGAAGCUGCUUUGAAGAAGAAUCCUACCUCACAGAAGAUGGGGACCCUAAGUGCAGCAGAGUGGGAGGCAGCCACUCUAUACCUUAUUUUUGUGUUUAAAAAAGCUGCUUCAUAAUCAUUGC
This is a messenger RNA of Frankliniella occidentalis (western flower thrips), 1643 nucleotides long. It is a transcript of the gene Rnmt, whose product is annotated as mRNA cap guanine-N7 methyltransferase. Gene Ontology annotation, biological process: 7-methylguanosine mRNA capping. The record is from RefSeq and is a predicted model, not a curated record. Gene Ontology annotation, cellular component: nucleus. The transcript is spliced from 9 exons. Gene Ontology annotation, molecular function: mRNA 5'-cap (guanine-N7-)-methyltransferase activity. The coding region runs from base 173 to 1636 and encodes 487 amino acids. Lineage: Eukaryota; Metazoa; Arthropoda; Insecta; Thysanoptera; Thripidae.